Messenger RNA from Penaeus monodon (black tiger shrimp), 2926 nucleotides. RefSeq lists its product as uncharacterized. Bases 125 to 2812 code for a protein of 895 amino acids. The record is from RefSeq and is a predicted model, not a curated record. Gene Ontology annotation, cellular component: cilium; plasma membrane; stereocilia ankle link complex. NCBI's taxonomy places the organism in Eukaryota, Metazoa, Arthropoda, Malacostraca, Decapoda, Penaeidae. Gene Ontology annotation, molecular function: protein binding. The transcript is spliced from 10 exons.
CCCACGCGUCCCGGUGUCGUGGGCGGAGGGCGCCUGGGCUUGUGGGGCGGCGCCCCCCAUCCGCCUGUGUCGGCGGUGCACCACAGCCUCACCGACUUGGCCUCAGACAAUCCGGGCCACAACUAUGCCCCCGCCCGCACCACAGCCGCCCAGGCCGCCUUCAACGGCGCGCUGGCAGGGCGCCGCCCAGGGCACCACUACGGGGGAAGAGUCGGUGACCAGUGCGGGGGCGGAGGUCACCUUCACGACGGCGGCGGCGGCGGCGGCGGCGGUCAGCAUGUGGCAGCAGGACCCCGGCGCCGUGCACUACCCCGGCUACGUCCGGCCGCAGGACUUCAACACACUGCCCCGCGGGCCGCGCGACGUGUCCCCGCGGCAGGAGCCCGGCGACGAGGACGAGGAGCGGCUGGCAGCCCUGGUGACCAGCGUGGAGGCGGCGCUGCGCAGAAUUCAUGCGGGGCUGCAGGAGUCCUACAUCAUGUAUGAAAACCCCGACGACGAAGAGGACCCGCCGCCCCCGCAGCCCGUCACUGCCUCACUGCGGGACCCUCCGCCCUCCCCCGUGCCGCCCCACGAACCCCCGGGCUCGCCGCCCCCGCCCGCAGGCCCACAGGGACCCAUGCCGCCUACCCCACAGGGCGGCGUUGGGGGCGGCGCGCCCCGCCUGGUGGGUCCCGACAACGCGUCCAUGCUGUCCCGGCAGCUGGGCUUCAUCCCCAUCCAGGAGGGGGCGCCGCAGCCCCCCCAGGGCUCGCAGCCCGCGCCCCGCCACGCCGAGCGCCACCACCACCACCACCACAAGCUCAGCAAGAAGGUCAAAAAUCAUAAAUCAAAGGUGCUACUGUCUGGCCUGAUGACAUGCCCCGGACCCGGCUUCAAGCUGCUCAACAUCACCCGCGACUCGAAGUCCGGCCAGGGCUUCGGGUUCUCCAUCAAGGGCGGACGAGAGGCGGGGAUCGGCGUAUACGUGUCUCGCGUGGAGCAGGGCGGGCCGGCAUGGCGCGCGGGACUGCGGCCCGGGGACCUCCUGCUGGCCGCCAACAACACCAACUUCUCCUCCGUCACGCACGCCGAGGCCAUCGCGCUGCUCAAGUCCGCAGAAGAAGUGACGUUGACGGUGGCCACGACGAGCCAGCUGCCCUCGUCCGUGGUCGUGGCGCAGACCUACUCGUGGGUCACGCCCGACGGCCGCCCCACCAGCCCGCCGCCCGAGUACAACCCCCGCCUCCACCACCACCAGGUCUCCAGGGUGGAGGUGGAGGUGGUGGGGUCGGAGUCCCUGGGCCUCAUGAUCCGCGGCGGCGUGGAGUAUGGCCUCGGCAUCUUCAUCACUGGAGUGGACGAGGAGUCAGCCGCCCACAAGGCCGGCUUGCAGGUAGGUGACCAAAUCCUGGAGGUGAACAAGGAGAGCUUCCUGGCGGUGACCCACGACACAGCCGUCAACGUGCUCAAGUAUUCACGGCGGCUCCGGCUAGCGCUGCGGCGGGUCGGCAAGGUUCCGCACUCCUGCACCACCUACGACCGGCGCUGCUGGCCCUCGCAGACCAACGGAGAGACGUCGGCGGAGAACAUGGAGGCGACGCUGGCGAUGAUCGAGGAGAAGUCCCAGCGGAUGUUGGGCCGAGGCCACCACGCGCGCCUCAAGGAGGUGGUGAGCGACUACGCGGCGGGAAGGAUCCCCGUGGAGCACCUCCUCAUCACCACCAGGGACCUCCUCAACUCCCCGGACAAGCUAAGCCUGCUGACGGAGAUCCGGGAAGUGGUGCGCGCGGAGGACCAGGACAAGUUCGACGCCGCCGUGUUCCGCCACGGAGGCCGCCCUCAAGAGAAGACCGAUGCUUAUGGUGAAAAAAUCUCCACCAUCUCCAAUUUGGAUGACUAUAUCGACAUAUACAACAGCAUGGACAUCCGUGGAGACGGAGGGGAAGAAGAGCUGAUGAGUGACCACCGGGUGACAGAUGUCGCUCAGAGAAUCAACAAGACUCCUAGCGAGGAUUCUGGCGUGGAAAUGAGUAACGGUGCGCUGGUCCCGAGGAGAGACGUCGGCAGGGCUCUCGGAGAAAGAAAACGAAGUGGCAUUUUGAUCAGAGAAAAUGGAAGCACUAUUGAAGGGGUAACUUGGGCAGAUGACGAAAUGAACUUCAGAAUAAAUAAUGAAGAGUACGAAUUACGCAGAGAAAGGGAAGAAAGACUUUGCAUUGGACCAAAACAUCAGAAAAUUCUUCAGAAACGGUUUUCUGAAAGACUUUUACCAAACAGAGAAGAAUUAGCUGAUCAUAUUCAGCCUCAGCGGCGCCACAGUCAUACUGGCGAAAUCAACGGUGGUGCUUGCGUUAAAGCCUUGCCCAAACCUACCCAUAUCCCCUCCCACCACGCCCACCAGCAGAGGUCCACCCAUACGCACGCCCACGCCCGUAAGCAGUACGAGCCCUAUGAUAGCCCCCCCUCGAGGAAGCGCGAGGAAUACGACCUCCUCCCCACCACGAGGGUGAGGGAAGACUACAGCGCCCCCCAGGCACGGCUGAGGGAGGACUAUGAACCCCCGCCCAGGGGAAGGGACGAGUACGAUCCUCCUCCGUCGAGGGGCAGGGGCGAGUACGAGUCUCCGUCUGCUAGGGCAAGGGAGGAUUACGACCCUCCCGCUAGGGUGAGAGACACAAGAGAGGAUUACGACCCUCCACCGCCCAGAGUGAGGGAAGACUUCGAUUCGCCGGUGAGGAUGAGGGACGAGUACGACCCUCGACAAGGCCAAGGGAAGAGUACGACCCGCCCGCGAGAGUUAGAGAGGAUUAUGAACCUACAGCUAGAGUGAGGGAGGAUUACGAGUCUCCAAGUAGAGUAAGGGAGGAGUACAACCCUCCAGCUAGGGUGCGGGAGGAGUACGACCCUCCAGCUAGGGUGCGAGAAGAGUACGAUCCUCCAGCCA